AUGGCAGCGCAAAAGAAACUGAGAGCUAUUUUGACCGAUGAAGGUGUGCUGAUCAAAUCACAAUCUCACCAUAUGUUCAGUAAGCAUGGUCAACUUAGAAGCGGCGAUUCGUUAUCUUUGUUGAGCUGUCUGUCCUGUCUGGAUGAUGGGACCCUGAGCUCUGACGGAGGUUCUUUUGACGAGGACGAUUCCCUAGAACUGCUACCUCUUAAUACUACCAUCCCAUUCAACAGGAUUUUAAAUGCAAAAUAUUUAAACGCUGAUCAAACAAGGGCUAAUAACGGAAAAACUCUUUCCGAUCUUUCUCAAAUCGAGAAUACGGGCUCCUCAUCAGAAAAUGAUGAAGUAGAGAACCGUAGUUUGAGUAAUGAUAAAGGUCAACAGUUCCAAUCAUCUCUAAAUGAACUAAACUCAUCCUCGAAUAAGGAUAAGUGGAACUCGAAGACGAGCAACAUCACACCAUCUACCGAUGUUUCACGGGAUGCCUCUCCAAUGUUUGGAAUGAGAGACAAUCAACACUUGAUCGAAUUGACAUUCGCUGUACCCAAGGGUCAUGACAUUGUACCACAAAAAUUAACGCUAUUGAUAGACCACGUCUCUAAAAAAUCAAAAACGAAUUCCGGGUUAAAUUCAAGCCCAUCUGGUGUCGUGGAAGAAAUCCUGGAAAAAAGUUAUGAGAAUUCCAAGAGGAACAGGAAGGUUUUAGUCAUCAUCAACCCCUAUGGUGGUAAAGGUAAAGCCAAAAAAUUAUUUUUAACCAAGGCAAGGCCAAUUCUGCUAGAAAGUGGUUGUAAAAUAGAAAUCGCAUAUACCAAGUAUGCUCGCCAUGCCAUUGAUAUUGCCAAAGAUUUGGAUAUCAGCAAAUACGAUACUAUUGCAUGUGCAUCGGGUGAUGGUAUUCCAUAUGAAGUGAUAAAUGGACUCUACAGAAGGCCUGAUAGAGUAGAAGCAUUCAAUAAGCUAGCUGUGACGCAGCUGCCAUGUGGUUCCGGAAACGCCAUGAGUAUUUCUUGCCACUGGACAAAUAACCCAUCCUACGCUGCUCUAUGCCUCGUUAAAUCUAUCGAAACAAGAAUAGACCUAAUGUGUUGUUCUCAACCUUCUUACAUGAAUGAGUGGCCGAGGUUAUCGUUUUUAAGUCAAACUUAUGGUGUUAUUGCUGAAUCCGAUAUUAACACUGAAUUCAUCAGAUGGAUGGGGUCCAUUAGAUUCAAUUUGGGUGUAGCAUUUAAUAUCUUUCAAGGCAAAAAGUAUCCUUGUGAAGUAUUCGUUAAAUAUGCUGCCAAAUCUAAAAAGGAACUAAAGGUUCAUUUUUUGGAGAACAAAGAUAAAAAUAAAGGAUAUUUGGCCUUCGAACCAAACACUGAUCCAGACUCUUCACUCGAUUCUUUAUCUAAAAACGACAGAAAUAAUAGAAAUGAUGAGCUCUCACCAACUUUUCUUACCGAAGAUAAUUUUAAGCUAAAAUAUCCAAUGACUGAACCAGUGCCCGAUGAUUGGGAGAAAGUGGAUUCUGAGCUAACCGAUAAUCUAACAAUAUUCUACACGGGUAAAAUGCCUUAUAUUGCUGAAGAUACCAAAUUUUUUCCUGCAGCUUUACCAGCAGAUGGUACUAUCGACUUAAUCAUGACAGAUGGAAGAACUUCAGUCGCGAAAAUAACACCAAUUCUAUUGUCCUUGGAUAAGGGCUCUCACGUGUUGGAACCAGAAGUUGUUCACUCUAAAAUUUUGGCUUACAAAAUCAUACCAAAAAUCAAGUCUGGUUUGUUUUCAGUCGAUGGCGAACGGUUUCCGUUGGAACCUUUACAGGUCGAAAUUAUGCCCAUGUUAUGUAAGACAUUGCUCAAAAACGGCAGAUAUAUUGAUACCGAAUUCGAAUCUAUGUAG
This is a messenger RNA of Saccharomyces eubayanus, 1887 nucleotides long. RefSeq names its product sphinganine kinase LCB4 (gene LCB4). Lineage: Eukaryota; Fungi; Ascomycota; Saccharomycetes; Saccharomycetales; Saccharomycetaceae. The transcript has a single exon. Gene Ontology annotation, cellular component: membrane; intracellular membrane-bounded organelle; cytoplasm. Bases 1 to 1887 code for a protein of 628 amino acids. The record is from RefSeq and is a predicted model, not a curated record. Gene Ontology annotation, biological process: sphingosine biosynthetic process.